AUGAUGUAUAGUAUUGAAGAAAAUCAAAUUAAUCCUCCCAUGUUUCUAACUUCUAAUGAUGAACCAUUUUAUAAUGGUGGUAAUAAUAAUAAUGACGGUACAGCACCAAGUACAUCUACCAGUAAUGAUAGUACGAAUACUACUAAUGAUAAUGAUAAUUUCCCCAUCCCUCAAGAAAUAAGUCCUUCCAUAUGGUUAGGAUCUUAUCAAUCAUUAACGAAUCUGGAAUUCUUAACUUCAAAAAAUAUCAAAAUCAUUAUAAAUUGUGGUACAUCACUUCAAUUUCUUAAAUUAUUACAUCAAAGAAAUGAUAUUGUGGUGUCAAGUGAUGUAAUAAUCUUAAGUCUUGAUCCAUCUUUCGAUAUAAAUCAUUUGAAUCAAGAUGAUUCAGAAUUGGUUCAUGAUUUUAUUAAACAAUUUAAAAAAAUCUUACAGAAUUAUUUACAUUAUUUUUAUUAUAAUAAUUCCGAUAUAAAUAAUUUAAUUCAUAAAUUACCUAAUGGUGAUAAUGCAGCUGCUAAUAAUCAAUUACAAUUAAAUAAUCCAAUCUUAACGGGGAAUUUAAAAAAUCAAUUCUUUAAUAUCAUAAGAUUUAUAAAUUUAAUUAAAUUGAUUAAUUCAAAAGUUGAAAUAUUGAUUGUUUCAGAAUUUGGAUCAUCAAAAUUAUCAACAGGUUUAUUGAUUGCUUAUUUAAUGGAUUGUUAUAAUUUUAAUUUCCAAGCUUGUUUUAAAUUCAUUACUUUAAAAACAGGUCAAUCAAAUUUACAUAAUUUUAAUUUCAAUUAUUAUGAUGAUUUAUUAAUCUUUGAAAAUUUAAAGAAAUUUCAAUUAGAGAAUAAUCAAAUUAAAGCUAUGAAACCUGAUUUAUUAACAAAGAAUUAUAAAUUAAAAAGAAGAUGUCGUGAUGAAGAAGAAACCCCAACCCAAACCACCCCUAUUAAUGAUCAAGAUUUAUCAUUUACAGAUGAUGAAACUUCAAUGAUUGAUGAUUCUUCAUUAACUAUUAAUUCUUAUGAUCAUCAAUAUCCUGAACGGAAAAGAAGAUUUGUAUAA
Molecule: messenger RNA, 1053 nt
Organism: Scheffersomyces coipomensis
Lineage: Eukaryota; Fungi; Ascomycota; Pichiomycetes; Serinales; Debaryomycetaceae
Exons: 1
Coding region: 1-1053 (350 amino acids)
Biological process (GO): regulation of ERK1 and ERK2 cascade; negative regulation of SCF-dependent proteasomal ubiquitin-dependent catabolic process; negative regulation of protein binding
Cellular component (GO): cytoplasm; nucleoplasm
Molecular function (GO): F-box domain binding
Source: RefSeq, a predicted model, not a curated record